AUGGGCAGCAUCUACAAGGAAUAUUUCAACACGGAGAAGAUCAGGGAACACUACAACUACACCAAAGAAGGCACGGAAAGUCCUCCCACCACCUCCCACAGGGUGGUCUCCAUCCUCAUCAUCAUCCUCUGCUGCUUCAUCGUCUUGGAGAACCUCUUGGUCCUCAUCUCCGUGUGUCGCAACAAGAAGUUCCACUCGGCCAUGUACAUUUUUAUUGGCAAUUUGGCCUUUUCGGACCUUCUGGCCGGGUUGGCCUUCAUGGCCAACAUCUUGUUGUCAGGUUCUACCACUUUUAACUUGACCCCAGUGCAAUGGUUCGUCCGGGAGGGAACGGCUUUUGCUACGUUGGCAGCUUCGGUCUUCAGCUUGUUGGCCAUCGCCAUCGAACGCCACGUGGCCAUCACCAAGGUCAAGGUCUACAGCAGUGACAAGAACUGCAGGAUGGUCUUGUUGAUCGGGGCCUGUUGGGUCAUCGCCGCCGCCAUCGGGAGCCUCCCCAUCAUGGGGUGGAACUGCAUGAGCGACCUCCAGGAUUGCUCCACCGUCCUCCCCCUCUACUCCAAACGUUACGUCCUCUUCGUCACCACCAUCUUCACCCUCAUCCUCUUGGCCAUCGUGGGGCUCUACACCAGGAUCUACUGCAUCGUCCGCUCCAGCCACGCCGAAAUUGCCACCACCCAAACCUUGGCCUUGCUCAAGACCGUCACCAUCGUCUUGGGUGCCUUCAUCUUCUGUUGGUUCCCUGCCUUCAUCAUCCUCCUGAUGGACGCGUCGUGUCCAGUCCGGUCUUGUCGGAUCCUCUACAAAGCCAACUACUUCUUUGCUUUUGCCACCCUCAACUCGGCGGCCAAUCCCAUCAUCUACACCUUGAGGAGCAAGGACAUGAGGAGGGAGUUUCUCCGGGUGCUUUGUUGUUGCGGGGCCGGACGGCGGGAUCGACCCGCGGGACGUUGCGGGAUCCCCCUUCGUACUUCCAGCUCCUUGGAGCGUUGCAGCCCCAAGUGUGAGCUCCCCACCUCCCCCAUCACCCGGGAUUGCACCACGUCUGUCUAG
Messenger RNA from Chaetura pelagica (chimney swift), 1053 nucleotides. It is a transcript of the gene S1PR2, whose product is annotated as sphingosine-1-phosphate receptor 2. Gene Ontology annotation, cellular component: membrane. The coding region runs from base 1 to 1053 and encodes 350 amino acids. Gene Ontology annotation, biological process: sphingosine-1-phosphate receptor signaling pathway. Gene Ontology annotation, molecular function: sphingosine-1-phosphate receptor activity. The transcript has a single exon. The record is from RefSeq and is a predicted model, not a curated record. Lineage: Eukaryota; Metazoa; Chordata; Aves; Apodiformes; Apodidae.